CGACCACAUGGGCAGCUAGGGAAGUGUAGCGUCUGCAGAGUACACGGAGAAGCAACUUCGGUGCAAGCAAGAAAAGGAGCAGGCAAAAACUGAUCUAGACAACGACAAGAUAUGAGACCAGGGUUCAGUCCGCGGGGUGACCGUGGCGGUCGAGGCGGCUUUAGGGGUAGAGGAGGGUUCGGUGACCGUGGAGGCAGCCGUGGCGGAUUCGGAGACCGUGGCGGAUUCGGAGACCGGGGUGGAAGAGGCGGAUUCCGUGGCAGAGGUGGUGGUGGUGGCUUUAGGUCGCCCGAGGGUGGCUUCAGAGGCCGUGGAGGAGGCAGAGGUGCACCAAGAGGAAGAGGGGGUCGGGGUGGUUUCAGAGGGGGUGCCAAAGUCACAGUUGAGCCUCACAGACACGAAGGUGUGUUUAUCUGCCGUGGUAAGGAGGAUGCUCUGGUGACCAGGAAUAUGGUGAUUGGAGACUCGGUUUAUGGAGAGAAGAGGAUCAAUGUUGAGGAAGGAGAGACGAAGAUUGAGUACAGAGCAUGGAACCCUUUCCGGUCUAAGCUAGCAGCUGCUAUAUUGGGGGGGGUGGACCAGAUCCACAUCAAGCCUGGGGCUAAGGUCAUGUACCUUGGAGCUGCCUCAGGAACUACAGUGUCCCAUGUGUCAGAUAUCGUUGGACCUGAAGGACUGGUGUAUGCAGUGGAGUUUUCCCACCGGUCGGGUCGUGACCUGCUCAAUGUUGCCAAGAAAAGAACCAACAUUAUUCCUAUAAUUGAAGACGCCCGUCACCCACACAAAUACCGCAUGCUUGUUGGCAUGGUGGAUGUCAUCUUUGCCGAUGUUGCCCAGCCUGAUCAGACCAGAAUAGUCGCCCUCAAUGCUCACAACUUCCUGAAGAACGGUGGCCAUUUUGUCAUCUCCAUCAAGGCCAACUGUAUUGACUCAACUGCCGCCCCAGAAGCCGUGUUUGCUGCUGAGGUGAAGAAAAUGAGCUCAGAAAACAUGAAGCCCCAAGAGCAGCUCACUUUGGAACCAUACGAGAGAGAUCAUGCCGUUGUUGUGGGCAUCUACAGACCACCCCCCAAGCAGAAGAAAUAAAUGAGCCAUCCCUUGACAUCUGUGGCACAGUGACUAAAAAGCCAUGUCACCCCUUCGUCACUGGAGGGCGCCAGCUCACAGCUCACAGACUCUGGAAUUCCUCUUGCUUGCUACUUAGUAGGAACAUGUACCUGUUUCCAGGCUUAGGGGCUUUCAGGUGAAGUAUGGACACCCACCUGGGAGAAGAGCACAUUUAAGAUGGGGACUUUCCAGGGGAUUCUGUAACUGUGUACUGAAUAACUGUACAGAGCUUGAUAUAGUGAUUUAUCUUUGUGACAUUUUAUUUUUGUUUUUAUUUUUUCAUGCAACUUGUCCACUUAUACAGGUUUGCAGUUUCAAUUUAUCAAUGAUUUAUAAAAAAAAAAACUCAAUACAAUAUUUCUUUGUUGGUUGAUGUCAAAACAAAAUUAACCUUUUCUGACUGUAAUAUUGAACCCUGUUUUUUUUAAUAAAACAUGUAUUGACGUGUAUUCCAGUCUAUCCGAA
Molecule: messenger RNA, 1572 nt
Organism: Hypomesus transpacificus
Lineage: Eukaryota; Metazoa; Chordata; Actinopteri; Osmeriformes; Osmeridae
Gene: fbl
Product: fibrillarin
Exons: 9
Coding region: 112-1086 (324 amino acids)
Biological process (GO): rRNA methylation; box C/D sno(s)RNA 3'-end processing
Cellular component (GO): box C/D methylation guide snoRNP complex; nucleolus; Cajal body
Molecular function (GO): histone H2AQ104 methyltransferase activity; RNA binding; rRNA methyltransferase activity
Source: RefSeq, a predicted model, not a curated record